AUGAGCGACGUUUUGGCCGUCUUCAACACCCUCCUGCAGUCGAAAUUCGUCAAGGAAAACAAUUACAUCCUGACUGCUUCUAUAAAUUACCUCGAGAGCACUUGGGCUGGACGCGAACGCAACGCACCUCUCAUGAAACCCUCGAACAAACAAGUUGAGCGAACCCCACCAUUCCACUUUUGCGGAGCGGACUUCGCGCGACCCUUCUACUGCCGGUCGGAUCUCGGCCAGGAAGAGAAAUCGUAUAUCAUGUUGUUCACAUGCGCAGUCCCGCGAGCAUGCCACCUCGAACUGACCAAAAAUUUGUCCACGUACGAGGUGCUCAGAGCACUACAAAAGUUCCUGGCCAGAAGACCGACGGCCCAACACUUCGUCUCGGACAAUGGAGCCUCGUUCAGACGGACGGAUAAAGAGAUCAGACUUGUGUAUAAACACAUUGCCGAUGGGGACUUAGCAGGCUGGCCGAGGAAUUCUCGCGUUACCUGGACCUUCAAAACACCGGCAGCUCCCUGGGUUGGCGGCUUCUGGGAGAGGAUGGUCGGAGCGACUAAGCGAUGUCUCCACAGAGUCAUCGGCAAAUCUAAGUCAUAUUUUAGGGACUUGGAGGUGAUCUUAUGUGGAGUUGAAUCGAUGAUCAAUCAGAGACCUCUAACUCCAAAGUCUACGAAUCCAAGCGAUAUCAAGGCGCUAUCCCUACUCUUCGGAUAUGAAGGAACCACAUUUUUCCCGGAAAUGUCGGACAGAUCAAAGAACAAAGCGGAUAUCGGAGCGGUGGUUUUCUCGAAGCGGUGGAACUUCCAACAAAGUGUCCUGACCGAUUUCUGGAGGAGAUUCCAAACGGAAUACCUGGCAUUCCUUCGUUCAGCGCAUAGCAGAAAACCGGUGAAUCGAAGAUCGCUACAGACGGGCGAGAUCUGCAUCCUCAAAGAGGAAAAGACGUCCCGCGAUUACUGGCCGCUAGUUCGAAUUCUGGAGAUGCGCGGAGGGAAGGAACCAGACUCCAGGAAACGCUCAUGCACCAUUCUCACCGGUCGUGGUCUAACUCUGGUCAGACAAAUCCAGCUGUUGUAUCCACCGGAUAUAGAGAAUCCCGACCCGCUUUAUUAA
Molecule: messenger RNA, 1107 nt
Organism: Galendromus occidentalis (western predatory mite)
Lineage: Eukaryota; Metazoa; Arthropoda; Arachnida; Mesostigmata; Phytoseiidae
Exons: 2
Coding region: 1-1107 (368 amino acids)
Biological process (GO): DNA integration
Molecular function (GO): nucleic acid binding
Source: RefSeq, a predicted model, not a curated record